UUUCAGGUUUAACCUGCUGUCGAAUAGUGGAACAUUUUCUCAAUGCCUCAUCCUAAGCUCACUCCAAAAUGCGAAGCACCCCCCGAAAAGAGACUUGCACAUUUGGAGAUUAGAUUCAAAGAUCGCAGACAUAUCAUUCCUCCAUUAUUUCAUAAUGGCUGGGUGGGACGAAAUGAAGAUCGAACUUUACUCAACGACACAAUCAUUGAAUUUUAUAUGUGUGAUUGGAUGCGUUUGGAAGUGUUCGAUGAGGCUACAAGAGCCAGUAGUCACGUCUUUCAUUCAUUCUUCUUACCGAAAAUAAAGACUUGUUUUAAAGAUUUUAAGGAGAAUCCGCCACGGAGAUCAGAGCUCGCCAACCACUAUAACAGAUUCUUCCGCAGCAAAAAUGAUGCCGAAACGUUUCUCAAAAAAGAUAUUCUGCUAAUCCCAGUUCAUCUCGACAAACCGAAACAUUGGUUCCUCGUGAUUGUGCAUAAUCCAUCAGGCGCGGUUCGUCGAAUUUCCGACGUCAAUAUACUUGACGCGACCAAUAAAGUGAAGAGUAGACGAUUGUCAAGACGGAUAACCGGUCAUGUUAAUUGUGAUGAAAAUGCCGGUGAAUGUCGAAUUAUUAUCAUGGAUAGCCUGGUUCAUUCAAAAAAAUACAGAGAAGUUAUUGAUAAGACCCAUGAUUCCACUUUUGAUCACAUUCGUCUUUGGCUCCUGAUGUCCGCAGCUGCAACUGAUGUUGAUAUGUUUUGCACGAGAUUCCGAAAAGUUGUGUGUCAGAAGCUUCCGCAACAAAAAAAUUCAGUGGAUUGUGGUAUCUUUAUGAUGGCAUUCGCAGAGUAUUUUACAAAAUACAAUACUGCGUGGCAGAGCCUGCCGACAGAUGCUCUCGCUGAUUUGAAGAUGGACGACGAUAUCAAGUCGUUGUUGAAUAGUGAAACGCCACGACAACGUCUUGAUGAGCUAUUUCAAUCACUGAAAGCUUGAUUUUUUCUAAUAACACUGUAAUUUUUCACUCUUUCCUUCCUUCCUUGUGUUGUUUUUGUUCAAAUAUGAUUCGGGAACUUAAUAUCGAAUCAUGAAAUUUCUGUUUUUGUUCUUUUUUCUGAUUUCUGAAAACUAAUUGCAUGCCAAACUUCUUUUUUUUUCAAAUUUUUGCUGUAAAAUGAAAAUUUUGUUGCCUUUA
Molecule: messenger RNA, 1177 nt
Organism: Caenorhabditis elegans
Lineage: Eukaryota; Metazoa; Nematoda; Chromadorea; Rhabditida; Rhabditidae
Gene: ulp-5
Product: Ubiquitin-like protease family profile domain-containing protein
Exons: 8
Coding region: 43-978 (311 amino acids)
Biological process (GO): proteolysis
Molecular function (GO): cysteine-type peptidase activity
Source: RefSeq, marked reviewed